AACUCAACAAACUCGGCUCAGAACUCGACCAGACCUCGACACAAGCAUAUCCAGAAAAGCCAAACACAUAAAUUGGGAAUUAUUGAAAAAGGGAGCAUAGAGGUUAAGCUUAUGCAAAUACGUGGAAUACCCUGCAUUUUAUGGAGAAAGCUUUAGUUAUCAGAUUGCCGCAAAAUACCAGCACCAAUCUGCUUUAACUUCGUGAUUUUGUUUACCAUAUGAAGAAUCAAUAUCACAAAUUCCUGUGUACACCGAAAGUCAUUUAAAUUUCUACAUUUUAAAAGAACUUAAAAAACACAAUAAUACCGCAAUAGGUUAACUUUGAAAAGGUAGAAACCAUUCCAAUGAGGAUUUUUAUAAAAGCCAAGAUCCGUAAAUCUGCUUAAUAAAAAUGGAUACUACCGCCGAACGCCAGGUGAGACUGGAAGGAGUGGAACGCGUGCUAAAGAUGUCCCAGGAGCGCAUCAAGAUAGCCAUGAUCAUUCCGAAGCUGCUGGAGAACCCCGAGAAAUUAAAGAGCGUCCUGAAAGGCACCUGCUACGAGGAGGUCCUCGAGCCCAUCGAUGACAUGAUCCACCACCUCGGCAAGCAGAGUGGACGUUCCAAGCUGCCACACGACCACACCACCAUGCGUAUCGUGGACUUCUUCCUGGUCAACCAUAGCAUUCACCGAUUCUUUCCGAAUCUGAAGAAGAACCUAAACGAAAGGGAUCGAAAGCUACUGGCCGCUUUCCACUUCCUUCUGGAGAGCGCCCACGUCCAUCUGCACCGAUCCUCGCGAAGCGAGAUCACCAAGGAGCGGAAGCUGCAUGCCAUCUAUCACCAGAAUGUGGACAUUCAGAAGAAAAUCAAGGAGCUGAAGGCGAGCCUGGCCUUCCAGAAAGUGAUUGGCAAGUGGAAGACGGCCGCCAAGGGCAUUUAUCUGAUGAAGGUCGAGGAGGACCUGGCCAACAAGAAGUGGCAGAACAACGUGGCCAUUCAGAACGAAAUUGAAAAGUGCAAUCGCACGAUGCGUAGUUACCACAAGAGCAGCAUGGAUAGGCAGAAGGAACUGGAGGAGGAGCUGGUAAAUGCCCGGGACAGCUACGAGAAGAUGACCAAGAAGCAUCUCGCCGAGGAGCACGAGCUGCGAAACGAAAAAAACAAGUUGCUCCUGCAACUGCAGAGCAUGCUAAAGAAGUACGACACCAGUCUGGGCGAAAAGAUGCGCGAGAAUCUGGUGGCGGAGGAUCAGUAUCUGGCCGCCAAGAAGGUCCUCGACGACUUCAUGGUGCAGUUCAGGCAGGAGGAGCGCAUCUACAAGAACAUCGUGGUCAAGCGGGAGGAGGAGGAGCGUCGCAUCCAGCAGGAGAAGCUGGUGAUCUUCAUGAUGAACCGGGCGGCGGCCAAGAUCCAAAAAUACUGGCGCAAGUGGAAGAAGGAUCAGCGCAAAAGGAAGCGCCAGGGAAAGGGCAAGGGCAAGAAGGGAAAGUAGUGUCCUGACAAUUUCCUGACCUCUAUAUAUAUUUCUACAUUGUACAAUUUAUAUGUAGAAAUACAAAUAUAUUCCCACCUUCUACUAUA
Messenger RNA from Drosophila santomea, 1563 nucleotides. Its product is annotated as dynein regulatory complex protein 10. The coding region runs from base 392 to 1474 and encodes 360 amino acids. The transcript is spliced from 4 exons. Lineage: Eukaryota; Metazoa; Arthropoda; Insecta; Diptera; Drosophilidae. The record is from RefSeq and is a predicted model, not a curated record.